UUCUCCCCAGCCUACGACGAUGCCGAGCCUGAAUACGAUCCCGAUGAGCCCGCGGAGCCAUUUGACCCCGAUGUCGAGACCAACGGCCAAGUCGACGAUAUUGCAGUGGGGCAAAAUCCCGAUCAGCUUCUAACUACUGGCGAUCGUGGUGUUGUUGUCUCGGGGGAUCCGGCUGCUGCUGCAAAUCGAGGAAAGGGAGGAGAGAAGGCGCCGAAGGACAAGAAGAUUCCCCAUGAUCAGCGGACGACUACACCCUACAUGACGAAGUACGAGAGAGCUCGGAUUCUAGGCACAAGGGCGCUGCAGAUCAGUAUGAAUGCACCUGUUCUGGUCGAUUUGGAGGGAGAGACGGAUCCACUUCAGAUUGCCAUCAAGGAGCUAAGAGAAAAGAAGAUACCCCUGAUUGUGCGGAGAUAUAUGCCUGAUGGCUGGUAUGAGGAUUGGACUUGCGAAGAACUCCUGCAGUGA
This is a messenger RNA of Hyaloscypha bicolor E, 468 nucleotides long. Its product is annotated as RNA polymerase Rpb6. Gene Ontology annotation, biological process: DNA-templated transcription. Lineage: Eukaryota; Fungi; Ascomycota; Leotiomycetes; Helotiales; Hyaloscyphaceae. The annotation marks the transcript as partial. The record is from RefSeq and is a predicted model, not a curated record. The transcript has 3 exons. Gene Ontology annotation, molecular function: DNA binding; DNA-directed RNA polymerase activity. Gene Ontology annotation, cellular component: RNA polymerase II, core complex; nucleus; RNA polymerase I complex.